This is a messenger RNA of Marchantia polymorpha subsp. ruderalis, 1024 nucleotides long. The record is from the annotation of a GenBank genome assembly. Lineage: Eukaryota; Viridiplantae; Streptophyta; Marchantiopsida; Marchantiales; Marchantiaceae.
AAACACCCCAACAACGCGCCAGUCUCUCAUAUAUUCAGUUUCGAACUGCUUCCAGCCUUAGCCUUGGAAUUUAAAAGGCGUUUAGAAAGUACUUCUCCUCUCGUGUUUUCUUGGCCUCGAAAUUCAGACAGACCCAUCGGCUGUGGCGGUCAAUCGAGUCAAAUUCCAUCGAGUCACAUCGAAUCAGACAGGUUGAAAGCAGCAGCAGCGAUGGGGCCACCUCGUCCUCCUGGUGUUCUGCCCGGAGUUCAGCUUGUGCCAAUGCGAACGGUGAUUCCUAGCCUUAUUGCAUCGUGUGCUAUCGCCUACGCUUGCUGGGAUCUGACCAGGAACCGACAUCUUCUUGGUGGAACUUGCGCGAAGACUUACGCUGACAAGGAUUGGGAGGAGGAGACCCUGGCCAAAUUCGACUCCGGAUGGCCCAGAGAGGCCGGUCCGCCCUGCGUCAUGAAUCCCAUCCGUCGUCAAAAUUUCACCGAACUUUAGCUGCGACCCUGCGCAAAUAUUUGAUCCAGUGCGCAUAUUGCAGAGUGCUUUGGUACAUGAUCAAAGUUUACCUGGACAGUUAACUUCACAUUCAGCGACAAAUUAGCAAUCGGGGAAAUUUCCCAAUCCUGAAUGCUGGAACCUUUAUGAGCAGAAUGUUAUUAUUCGGGCUUAUGUUCUCGUGAUUGUUUGGUCAUGAAUCGUGACUUUUUCCACGCAGAAAUGGCCAUCCCCAGGUUUACCUACUUCGACAAUCGCUUUCGUGCUCUUUCGAUCUAGCCUAGUGUCGAGGUCUAGCAGAAAACUCUUCCAAUUUCAUUGGAAGACUGCCUCACGACCGGGCUUUGGGACAGUCAAUUUUUCAAACAUCGAUUCUUGCAUGUCCAUGGUUCAGAUCCAUCUUCUGUCGGAUAGCCAUACCGGUCUAGCAUUCAGGCCCCACCGAUAGACAUGCCUAGAUUCGUUCUUGUCUGCAUGCGGAUGGGGAAUAACUGUGACUGACGGAAAUUGGUAGAAGCAUUUGGAGAUUUGCGGAGAG